Molecule: messenger RNA, 1542 nt
Organism: Coregonus clupeaformis (lake whitefish)
Lineage: Eukaryota; Metazoa; Chordata; Actinopteri; Salmoniformes; Salmonidae
Exons: 5
Coding region: 65-1252 (395 amino acids)
Source: RefSeq, a predicted model, not a curated record
UUAUUCACCAGCUAUAGAGUGAGUUGUUGUGUGUUUCUAAGACUGUAGGGUGGGAGAUGCAACAAUGGCUUUGAGAACAGCAGGAAGUGUGUUGGUGGUCUUUCUCUGGUCUGUGACAGUUGUACUGGGUCAGGAUGGCUGGAGUGUGACUUACACCCCUCAGAGUAUCUGUACCUUGAAGGGGUCAACAGUGGAGCUGUCCUGCUCUUACACAUAUCCCAGUGGUACAGUCACAACAACCUUCUGGUUCACUAAAAAUGAUGCUGAGGGGAAUCCUGUUAGUCUGAGUGAUGACCCAGAAUACAAAGAUCGUGUGAUGUACCAUAGAGAUAACAAGAAUGACUGCACUCUGAUAAUCACAGACCUGAGAGAGAGUGACGCGGCUACGUACAAGUUCAGAUUUAUAACAGAUCAGACCGGAGGGAGUUAUACUGGCAACCCUGGAGUCACUCUGUCUGUCACAGAUCUGCAGGUGAAGGUGAUUCCUUAUUCAUUUGUAUCAGCAUGGAAGACACUGACUUGCACCACCUGUAUUCUGACUGGUAACCCCACCUACAUCUGGUACAAGAACGGACAGAUAGUAACUGACAACACUUCCCCCUAUUCAGUCUACUCUAAAGCUGCAGACAGUUACUCUUGUGCUGUAAAAGGCCAUGAGGAUCUCCACUCUCCUGCAGUGUGUGUUCAGGAUCAGAGCUGCAACAGAGUGACUUACACCGACAAGAGAAUAUGUGCUUUGAAGGGGUCAACAGUGGACAUAUCCUGUAAUUAUUCCAGUUAUCAUCCGAUCAAAACAACAUUCUGGUUUAGAAGUGAUAAGUCGGCCCCUGAGGACCUAGCCAGAGACCCAGAGUAUGCAGGUCGGGCCCUGGAGAGCCUUCCCUCCACCCUGAGAAUCACAGAUCUGAGAGAGAGCGACUCAGCUGAGUAUAAAUUCAGAUUCAACACACAGAUCUCAGGAUGGGGGUACAGCUUCCCUGGAACAAAUCUGUCUGUCACAGACCUGCAGGUGAAGGUGACUCCUGACACAGUAUCAGAAGGACAUAGUGUGACACUGACCUGUAGCACCACCUGUACUCUGACUGACAACCCCAACCCCACCUACAUCUGGUACAAGAACGGACAACGUCUACAUGAGCCCACAUCUCGGCAAUACUCUGUCAAUAGUUAUUAUUCAGACAGUUACUCCUGUGCUGUAAAAGGCCAUGAGGAUCUCCACUCUCCUGCAGUGUGUGAGUUUGAAUGCAAUUAGUCAUUUAAGGUCAAUGAGAAGGGACAAAUUACAUAGAAAUGACAAUGUCAUACACUCUUAGAAAUUAAGGAUACAGUAUUUUUCCCUGAGGUACAAAAAUAUCCAAAUGCACAUAAUGUACCUUCAGAGGUACACAUAAUGAUCUCACAUGGUACUGGUCGAUACAUUUUAGGGUACAUGUGUGGAUGAAGAGUUUAAUGAUACAUUUUGUACCCCAUAUUUUCAAUUGAAAUAUAUGUUGUUGACCAUAUUAAAUUAUAAUUGUAAUUCAAAUAAAAUGUUAUUUGUCA